Messenger RNA from Miniopterus natalensis, 6735 nucleotides. The record is from RefSeq and is a predicted model, not a curated record. Lineage: Eukaryota; Metazoa; Chordata; Mammalia; Chiroptera; Miniopteridae.
UUGUCCCCCUCCAAGAUCCCUGAGCCGCUGCAGGAGGGCCCGGAUGAAGAGCCCCUGGCAGAGCGGGAGGUGAAGGCAGAGGUGGAGGACAUGGACGAAGGCCCUGCGGAGCUGCCUUCCCUGGAGUCCCCGCUGACCCUGCGCCCCGAGGAAGCCAUGGCAGCCCCGAGCCCCGCUGGCAGCUGUGGAGGUGGCCUGCUGGAGGCCCAGGCACUGGGCACCAGCGGGCAGGGGGCCACGGAGCCCUCCGGGUGCCUGGACUUUGCUGAGGGGGCCGAAGCGCCUGUUGACUCUCCGGGUCGGACAGUAUCCUGCACAGCUGUCCCUGACUUGGGGGGGCGGCUGACCCCCGAGACUCUGGUUGAGGCUAAGGAGGAGCCUGUGGAGGUACCCGUGGACGUGCCUGUGGCUGUGGCCAUGGCAGAGGCAGGGCCCGAGGAAGGCCUGGCCCAGGCGGCCCCAAGUGAGCCCCGGCCCAGCUUGGAAUUGGAAGACUGUGACCUGCCCACUGGGGAGGGACAGUGUCUGAGUCUGGAGGCCCAGGAAGCCACACCUGUGCCUGGCAGUGCCUGCUUCCUGGAGGAGGAGGGCUCUGACCAGUUCCCACCUGGCCUGGAGGACCCGCUGGCCGGCAUGAACGCCCUGGCGGCGGCUGCAGAGCUGCCCCAGGCCAGGCCUCUGCCCUCCCCGGGCGCCGGCCCCCAGGCCGUGGAGAAGCUGGAGGCUGCGCAGAGCCUGGUGCUGGAGCAGAGCUUCCUGCACGGAAUCACCCUGCUGAGCGAGAUCGCGGAGCUGGAGCUGGAGAAGAGGAGCCAGGAGGUGGCAGGUGCCGAGCGGGGCCUGGCCGUGCGGCCCUCGCUGGAGAGCCUGCUGGCGGCCAGCAGCCACAUGCUGAAGGAGGUGCUGGACGGCCCCUUCGUGGACCCGCUCAAGAGCCUGCGGCUCCCGCGGGAGCUGAACCCCAACAAGAAGUACAGCUGGAUGCAGAAAAAGGAGGAGCGGAUGUUCGCCAUGAAGUCCUCGCUGGAGCACAUGGACGCCCUGGAGCUGGACUUCCGCAUGCGGCUGGCCGAGGUGCAGCGGCAGUACAAGGAGAAGCAGCGGGAGCUGGGGAAGCUGCAGCGGCGCCGCGAGGCCGAGGACAGGCGCGAGGAACCCCAUAGAAGCUUGGCACGCAGAGGCCCUGGCAGGCCGCGGAAACGGACCCACGCCCUGAGCGCCCUGUCGCCCCCCCGCAAGAGAGGGAAGAGCCGCAACAGUAGCGGAAAGCUGAGCAGCAAGCCCCUGCUGGUGUCAGAUGCCUACGAGCUGGGAGCCGGGAUCAGGAAGAGGCACAAGGGGCCUGAGGAGGAACACGAUGCCCUCGCUGCAACGGGGAAGGCCAGGGGGAGGAGCCAGCCUUGGGACGAGCAGGAAGCCCCGUCAGACUUCAUGAGUCAGCUAAAGAUUAAGAAGAAGAAGAUGGCCAGCGACCAGGAGCAGUUGGCCAGCAAGCUGGACAAGGCCCUCUCCCUCACAAAGCAGGACAAGCUGAAGUCCCCCUUCAAGUUCUCGGACAGCUCGGGGGGGAAAUCCAAACCGAGCGGGGGCUGCAGCAGGUACUUGACGCCUUACGACAGCCUGCUGGGCAAGGACAGGAAGGCGCUGGCCAAAGGCCUCGGCCUGUCUCUGAAGGCGUCCAGAGAAGGUAAACACAAAAGGGCCGCCAAGGCCAGGAAGAUGGAGGUGGGCUUCAAGGCCAGGGGCCAGCCCAAGUCGGCCCACUCCCCGUUCGCCUCGGAAGUGAGCAGCUACUCCUACAAUACGGACUCGGAGGAGGAGGAAGAGUUCCUGAAGGACGAGUGGUCUGCCCAAGGCCCCUCCGGCUCCAAACUGACAUCUUCCCUCCUGUGUGGCAUGGUGGCAAAGAACAGCAAGCAGGCCGGAGGCCCCAAGCUGCCCAAGAGGGGCCUGGCGGCCGCCCGGACUCUGAAGCCCCAGCCAGCCGCGGGCAGGAAGCAGCCGUUCUGCUUGCUGCUCCAGGAGGUCGACGCCCGGUCCUCCUUCAGCGAUUCUUCGGAGGACUCAUUUGACCAAGAUGAGCGUUCUGAGGACGAGAUUGAGGAUGAGAUGGAGGACGGCGACGGAGAGGAGGAGGACCAGCUGGAGGCCGAGGCCGAGGCCCACGGCAGCCAUAGGCUGGGGGCGCGGGAACCCGCCCUGUCGCCCGGCCUGGAGGAGAGCGGGCUGGGCCUGCUGGCCCGCUUUGCAGCCAGCGCCCUUCCCAGCCCCACGGUGGGGCCUCCGCCGCCCCUGUCGGUGGUGCAGCUGGAGGCCAAGCAGAAGGCCCGAAAGAAGGAGGAGCGGCAGAGCCUGAUGGGCACUGAGUUUGAGUACACCGACUCUGAGAGUGAGGUCAAGGUGCGGAAGCGGUCACCUGCCGGGCUGCUGCGGCCCAAGAAGGGACUGGGGGAGCCAGGCCCCUCCCUGGCCACACCUGUGCCUGGCGCCCGUGGCCCUGGCCCCACCCCCACCAGCCCAGACAAGGUGAAGCUGACUGCGGAGAAGGGACGCAAGGCCCGCAGGCUGCGGGGCCCCAAGGAGCCUGGCUUCGAGGCGGGGCCCGAGGCCAGUGAUGAUGACCUGUGGACGAGGCGGCGCAGUGAGCGCAUCUUCCUGCACGACGCCUCAGCUGCGGCCCCAGCACCCAGCAGUACGGCGCCCGUUGUUGCCAAGCCUGGCCGCUGUGGCAAGGGUGGCCCCCUGAGCCCACGCAAGGACACAGGCCGCACCAAGGACAGGAAGGACCCCAGGAAGAAGAAGAAGGGGAAGGAGGCAGGGUCAGGAGUGGCGCUGCCUCCACCCCGCACACCGGCCCUGCCCGCCGAGGCCCGGGCCCCUCACACCAGCUCCCCUGCCUCUGCCAAGAGGAGCAAGGCCAAGGCCAAAGGGAAGGAGAACCGGGGGAAAGGGGGAGCUGUGAGCAAGCUGAUGGAGAGCAUGGCUGCUGAGGAGGACUUUGAACCCAACCAGGACUCGAGCUUCUCCGAGGAUGAGCACUUGCCUCGUGGUGGGGCUGUGGAGCGGCCACUAACUCCGGCCCCACGCUCCUGCAUCAUCGACAAGGAUGAGCUGAAGGAUGGCCUGCGUGUGCUCAUCCCCAUGGACGACAAGCUGCUGUACGCCGGUCAUGUGCAGACCGUGCACUCGCCAGAUAUAUACCGAGUGGUGGUGGAGGGGGAACGCGGGAACCGGCCCCAUAUCUACUGCCUAGAACAGCUGCUGCAGGAGGCGAUCAUCGACGUGAGGCCGGCCUCCACGCGCUUCUUGCCGCAAGGGACCAGGAUAGCAGCAUACUGGAGCCAGCAGUACCGAUGCCUCUACCCAGGCACUGUGGUCCGAGGCUUGCUGGGCCUCGAGGACGACGGAGACCUCAUCACUGUGGAGUUCGAUGAUGGAGACACAGGGAGGAUUCCCCUCUCACACAUCCGCCUCCUGCCCCCCGACUACAAGAUCCAGUGUGCCGAGCCAUCCCCGGCCCUCCUGGUGCCAAGCACCAAGCGCCGCAGCCGGAAGACCAGCAAAGACACUGGGGAUGGCAAAGAUGGAGCCGCGCCAGGGUCUGAGGAGCCCGGUGCCAAGGCGCGAGGGCGCGGGCGGAAACCCAGCACCAAAGCCAAGGGUGACAGAGCCGCCGUCUUGGAAGAGGGGGGCCCAACGGAAGAGGUCCCCAAUGCCCCGCUGACCCUGGAGCCAGUCAACACCCCAAGUUCUAAGAAGAGCCCUCCAGAACCCGUGGACAAGCGGGCCAAAGCCCCCAAAGCUCGCCCAGCACUGCCCCAGCCCAGCCCAGCACCGCCCACCUUCACCAGCUGCCCGGCCCCUGAGACCUUUGGGGAGCUGCCAGCCCCCACCCCAGCCCUGGCCCCCACGCCCCUCGUUGCCGUGCCCGUCACCAUGCCUGCCACCCGCCCCAAGCCCAAGAAGGCACGGGCUGCGGAGGAGUCGGCCAGUAAGGGUGCCCGCAGGCCCGGGGAGGAGGCCGAGCUGCUUGUCAAGCUGGACCAUGAGGGAGUCACGUCUCCCAAAAGCAAGAAGGCCAAAGAGGCCCUGCUGCUGCGGGAGGAGCCCGGGGCCGGGGGCUGGCCUGAGCCCAAGAGCCUCCUGGGGCUGGGCAGCUACGCCCAGGCCGCGGGCGGCAGCGAACCCAAGGCCGCCCGGCCCAAGGCUGGGGACGGGGACCUGGCCCAGGAGCCGGGGGCCGUGCUCACGUUCGAGGACUCGGGGAUCCCUAAGAGCCCGGACAAGGGCCAGGCCGAGCAGGACGGGGCUGAGGAGUCGGAGAGCAGCAGCAGCAGUGACAGCGGCAGUGGGAGCAGUUCAGAGACUGAGGGGGAGGAAGAAGGCCAGGGCGGUGGGGGCCGGGACUGCACCGCCUCCAGCUCCAGGGCCUCCUCCUCCUCCUCCUCCUCCUCCUCCUCGUCAUCGUCAUCAUCAUCAUCGUCGUCGUCGUCGUCAUCGUCGUCAUCGUCGUCAUCGUCGUCGUCGUCGUCGUCGUCAUCGUCGUCAUCGUCGUCGUCAUCAUCCACCACAGACGAUUCUUCCUGCAGCUCAGACGACGAGGCCGCCCCUGCCCCUGUGGCCAGCCCCUCGGCGCCCCCAGCCCUCCCCAGUAAGGCGCCCAAGCAGGCGGGCAAGGCGCGGUCCUCGGCUCACUCUCCCAGCAAGAAGGCACCUGCUCCCCAGCCCCAGGCCCCCCCACCACAGCCCCCGCAGCCCCUGCAGCCCAAGGCUCAGGCCGGGGCUGGGGCCAAGAGCCGACCCAAGAAGAGAGAAGGCGUCCACCUCCCCACCACCAAGGAGCUGGCCAAGCGGCAGCGCCUGCCGUCAGUGGAGAACCGGCCCAAGAUCGCCGCCUUCCUGCCUGCUCGGCAGCUCUGGAAGUGGUUCGGCAAGCCAACCCAGCGCCGCGGCAUGAAGGGCAAGGCCCGCAAGCUCUUCUACAAGGCCAUCGUGCGCGGUAAGGAGAUGAUCCGCAUCGGGGACUGCGCCGUUUUCCUGUCGGCCGGCCGCCCCAACCUGCCCUACAUUGGCCGCAUCCAGAGCAUGUGGGAGUCCUGGGGCAGCAACAUGGUGGUCCGGGUGAAGUGGUUCUAUCACCCGGAGGAGACCAGCCCGGGCAAGCGCCUCCACGAGGGCCAGCACUGGGACCAGAAGUCCGGCCGCAGCCUCCCAGCUGCCCUGCGGGCCUCCAGCCAGAGGAAGGACUUCAUGGAGCGCGCCCUGUACCAGUCCUCCCACGUGGACGAGAAUGACGUGCAGACCGUGUCGCACAAGUGCCUGGUGGUCGGGCUGGAGCAGUACGAGCAGAUGCUCAAGACCAAGAAGCACCAGGACAGCGAGGGCCUGUACUACCUCGCGGGCACCUACGAGCCCACCACAGGCAUGAUCUUCUCCACGGACGGCGUGCCCGUGCUCUGCUGAGUGCCCACGGCGGGGGGCCGCUGCGCACUGCCACGCUUGGGCCACUCGCGCCGGCGUGUGCAUGCACAUGUGCCCUGGACACCCUGGCACCUGAGUGUGUACGUGUGCGUGCCCGUAUGCAUGCACGUGUGUGCUCACAUGUGCACACGCCUCCAGCCCCCUUUCCGAACCCCUCGGUGCCUCUGAAGAGGGGGCCUCUCCGCUAUCAGGGUGUGGCUCUGCCCAGCCUCAGGGCCUCGCCUCCAGCACCUCGUAAGCACUUGGCCAGGCCGUGCCCAGGACCCCAGAGUGCAGCCGACGUGGACUGAGAGGGCGUUUCCGAGGAACCAAACUGAGGCUCUCUCUGGGGUUCCUGCUGCUUGUGGGUCCUCCCGAGGAUCCCAUUGCUUGGCCCCCCUCAGCAUGGUGCCCACCCUAAGCCUCCCACCACGGGCCGGCCCGUCUGACACCCACCAGCCUCACUGACCAGGCCAGGCGUGCUCUGGGCACCUGCCAGGGGCCCAGCCUCCACCCUCUCAGGAUGCCCUGGACUUGGGGAACAGAGCCAGGUGAGGGGGUGCCGGCAGCGUAAGCCAGGUCCUGGGAGGAAGGCUGUGCACCUGAAGCCCUGGCCAGGGCCCGCCCGCUGGUGCAGACCCUCACACUACAGACAACCCCAAUGGUGCUGACACCCUGGUUCUGGCCAGCCUGGGGGAGGCGCAGUUCUCACCUGUACAGUUUUAUUGUACCGAGACUCUUCCCCUGUACAUACACCCUUAAAUGGAGUCGACUUUUUAAUUAUAUAUAUAAAGAUAAAUAUAUAUAAAUAUAUAUAAAUAUAAACUUUUUAAAACUGUGAAAAAUAGCUAUGAAAUUAUAAAAAAAAGCGAACACAUUCUGACGUGCAGAAUAUUAUUUUUUAUUUCCUGUUAGAUUGUGAGUGUCUAGCACCCAGCUUCACGGGCCCCCCUUGUCCCAAGCACACCCCGCCCCGCCUGGCCCAAGUGUACUGUACCCGCCCCCAGAUGAGGAGCUAGAGAGAGCAGAGGCCGAGGGACGAGGGGCUGAGCCCCGGGGGGCCCACAAAGCACUUAGCAGCCCAGCCCUCCAGGGAGACCGGCCUCGUCCAGACAAUCUUAAGGGAAGGAAAAGCCAGACUUCGGUUUUAUUUUUUGGGGGAAUUACUGUUUUCCUUUUUUUUUUAAGUUUCUUUUGGAAUUUUGUUUGUUGGCGAAUUCUGUGUGAUCUUUUUCAUAAAAAGAAAAAAGAAAAGAAAAAGCUAUAAUUGGAAAA